AUUUUUGUCAUCUAACAAACUAUCUAAGUCCGGAAUUUUUUGUUCAGUUUGUGUUAUUGUAACCGUAAAUGGAUAUUCUUUCUGCAUUAAUGUUAACGUAUCUCCAUCAAAUAUUUCAAUCUUAUUAUUUUUUCGUAUUAUUUUGCUUCCUUUCAUCAUUGCAUUGGAUCCGAGCUAAGCGAAAAGAAUUUUUGUUGUUUAUUGCAUUAAUAACAUUAGGAUGUUUAAAUUACUCGUUACCUACCGCGGUAACAUAAACUCGUCCAUUUUUUACUUCAAACGAAGCUUGCUUUCUACUUAACGUUUCAUUUUCAAUAAACCCUGAAGAUCUUCCAAGUUCUAAAGUGUUUGGUUCAGUGAACCCAAAUGUUUUAUCAAUUGGAUCUAAAAAAUGUA
Molecule: messenger RNA, 396 nt
Organism: Rhizophagus irregularis DAOM 181602=DAOM 197198
Lineage: Eukaryota; Fungi; Glomeromycota; Glomeromycetes; Glomerales; Glomeraceae
Source: RefSeq, a predicted model, not a curated record